Messenger RNA from Didymodactylos carnosus, 327 nucleotides. NCBI's taxonomy places the organism in Eukaryota, Metazoa, Rotifera, Eurotatoria, Philodinida, Philodinidae. The record is from the annotation of a GenBank genome assembly.
AUGCAAAAGAAGCGUUUGGGUAUAAUAUAUGCCGCACAGUGUAAACGUGCUGAUCAUGACCAUUUGCCAAAUGAAGCUGAUAAAGAAGUAUUUAGUAUACGCCAAAAUUUAAAACGCCAAGUGGUCGAAUCACCGCUACCAAUUGAUGCUAUCGUCGCUCAAACAUAUACUGGUCUCCAGAAUUCAACCGUAUGUCAAGAUGUUGUAAUUCAGUUACCAUUUAUUGCAACAAUGAGAAAUAAUCUUCAAAAGGAACGUCGCAAAAUAAGACCACCACUCCCCAAGAAUAUUAGCGAUUUACCACAUCCAAUUCCACCUAACUACUAA